AUGGCGGCGGGGAGGAUAGCAGGAAGGGGACUGGGCGCCAUACUGCUGCUGCUGCAAGGAGCGUCCCUUGCAUGGCUUCCUCCUCGCCAUCACUUUACUCCUCCUCGUUUCAGCUUGUCCAAGACUUGCCCACAGCAGAGAGGAGCUUGUUUCGGGAGCAUACUGAGCAGAAGGCGGGUUGUGUUGGACGUGAUGAGUGAGGGGAACAAGCAGGUUGUUGGUGGCAAGAUCUCCACGGGGGAUCGAGUCAGCCCGCAGGAGCAGCAGGAAGAGCACGACAGAAUGCCUCCAAGACUGAAGGAGUAUGAUGACCUCAAGGAUCUUUUGGCAGUGCUUCAGGAGUUCUACGACAGUGUGGAUGUGAACGGAAGAGAAGCUGCAACUGCGAUGAAUCAUCUCAAACGCCUGCAGGGGCAAGCUAAGACAGAAAGUCAGAGUGAUGCCGUCGAGAGCAUCAUGAAGAAGUUCAGCAUGAUUGCGCUGAAGGAGGUGGAGACGCUAGAUGCGAAGUCAGCGGCACUCGCCAUCAAUGCUCUUGGGCAGGGGAGGGGAAAGAAGCGAGUCUCCUUGCUCCUCGACUUUGUACGUCCUCUGCUCUCUCGCCUUCACGGCAACCCAGACGGCUUCUCUUCCAGAGCUCUCGCGAUGGUGAUGAAUGCAUUCGCUCGAAAUAAGAUAUUUCCCGGGAACACGAGACUGCAGCACGCAGACAAGGAUGUCAGCCUAUCGAAGGACGUUGCAGAUCUGUAUCAGACGUCUUCGCGCCUGAUGCAAGAGAAGUUUCAUGCAGACGCGGACACUUUCAGUUGGUCCAUGCUUCUCAACGCAUACGCUUGUGCGAACCUGUUCGACUCUCAGCUCCUUCAACUUGCAAGCAACGAGCUGGUCAUGAAGAAAGACGCUCCUUCUCCUCAAGAUCUCGCGAACAUUGUGAAUGCCUAUCAUCGCUUCGGAGUUGAUGACGGAGCCAUAUAUGACUGGUCAAGGUCGCAGAUUCUUGCAAUCUCUCCCAAGAGAUUCAGCAUUCAGGAAAUCACUUCUAUCUGGACUGCGUACUCCUUCCAGCUAGAAAAGAUGCAGGUUGGCAGCAGGCUUGGAAACAACGAAGUUGCGCAGAAAGUUCAAUUGGUCUGCACGCACAUGGCUGAAGCUGCUAUGUUGCUGCCCGCGAACAGGUGGACCAAACAGGGAGCAAGUUUGAUCAUGAAUGCCCUCUCAAGAGAGUGGAUUGGAAACGAGAAGUUGAAGCUGCAGAUCUUGUCGAAGACAUCAGAGAUUCUCUGCAACGAAGAUGGGUUUUGGAAUCUGAAAGCGCAAGACGUUGGAUUGAUCCUGAAUGGGCUCGCAAGGCUCAAUCACACAGACAGCACCCUCGUCUCCAGGUUGGAGAAAGCUGCUGUGGGUUUGAAGCAAGGAGAUUGGAGCGCCAUGGACAUUGUGAAUGUUGUUGACGCUUUAGAUCGGCUCAAGUUGCACAAUAAUACGGACUUGGUCAAAUACAUGGAGAAAGCAGUGCUGCAGAGUCCGAUGGGGUUCUUUAGCGCAAGGAGUUUGUGUUCCCUGAUUUACGCAUCCUCAGGGAAAUUGCAAUGGUCCAGCAUCGGGCUGUUUGCUCUCGGGCUGACAAGAGGGGAGUGGAAGACUUCCUCCCACUCGGUCUUGUAUCAGAGGCUGCUGGAGAUUGUGCAGAACACGAGCUUCAAGCAUGUUGAUUGGCAGACUUUAGUCAGGUUGGUUGAUGUGGAGAGGAAGCACAGACACAACACAGUCAUGAACUCAAAGAAGGAAGACAUCGAGCAUCUCGUCAUGUCUGCUCUCCGAGGCUUUGAGGGCGCUGGCAUGUUGUCCUCCGUGUCCGACAUCCUCUGCCGAGAGGAACGAAUAGCAGGAGAAGCAGAGCCGCUCAUGCUUGGGAAGCUCGCUUUUGCCAUCUCAACGGCGCCUGAAGGAGUUUUCAGCUCCUACCAGGUCGAGGAGGUGCUGGUGAUCCUUCGAAAGUUCAUCCUGGCGCUUCCGGUGAACAAGUUUGGAGGAGAAGCGAUUUCCCUCAUUCUGCGCGCGUUUCAACGUGCUGGAUGCCUGGAUCUUGCUCUCUUCCGCAGGAUGAGCUGGGCGUUCCGGCAGACAGAGCACGUUUCUAUCAGAGAGGCCGUAGUCAUGGCGCGAGCUCUAUCAGAGGUCAAACAGAGGGAUUCAGAGCUUAGUAUUUUCCUCUCUCGCUUCAUCCGAGCUCAAGACUCUUCUGCCUUCACCACUGACGAGCUUGCGAUCCUGGUCUCCUCCUUCUCUCGCAAGAGUGUCCUCGAUGGCUCCCUCUACCGCUUCUUCGCAGGCUGUAUCUUGCAGCAUUCUCUGUCUGAUUUCUCUGCCCAAAACGUCGCAACAAUCUUGCAUGGUUACUCCAAGGCGGGGAUUUGGCAGGAGGAGGAAGCAGGGCUGAUCUCCGAGGCAUUCUCUCACGCUGAGACGAGAAAGCGAGGACGAGGAGACCGUCGGUUGAGAGACGGAGCCAUCUUUCGGCAUAUCUCACAGAGCCUUGUCCUCAAUCCACGUUCUUCGGAGAGCCGGAAUUGUGCAGACAUCAUGAACGCGUACGUGCGAGCCGGGGUAUGGGACGAGGACCUCUUUGCACGACUAUCGCAGGUUGUUAUGUCCCUUCGAGCAAGAGACAUUCCAGUCAGCGACAUCGCUGUGAUUGUUAAUGCCUUCAGCAAGGCAACAACAAGGAGUGGAAGUCGUCUCAAUGUUAACGAGCUCUUCCUCCACAUGGCUCGCAUCGUUCGUCAGAAGUCGGCAACGGAGUUCAGAGCACGAGACGUCGCAGAGAUUGUCAAUGCGUUGUCACGGGCCAACACAUGGGACAGUGGACUUUUUCGGCACAUGUCGACAGUCCUCCGUCAGAUGUCUCCUGUCGAAGUUUCUGUGCGCGACGCUGCUCGCAUCGUGUGCGCCUUCUCGCUGGCAUGGCAACGUGAAGAUCCUCGUCUCAGAGAUGGAAGCAUAUUCCGAUACAUCUCCGCUUGUGUCUUGAAAGCUCUGUCCAUGGAUGAGAACAUCUCUGCUGCUCCUGGUGACAUCGCAGCUCUUGCCCAUGCCUACACACGAGCGGGUGUUUGGGAUGAGAGGCUCUUUCGCACGCUAGCAGGAUCAGUGAAGAAGAUCGAUCCAGCGCUCUUCAACGUCAAGGACCUGGCAGAGGUUGUCUCGUCGUUCUCAGCGAUAGAAACGCGGACAGGGUCUACUCUUCGAGACGGAGCGUUGUUCAUGAGGAUGGGCAGUAUCGCUAAGUCCCUCUCGUUCCGCGACCUUGUCAAAGAGCCUCGAGCCGUUGCAAAUCUUGUCAACGCGUUCGCAAAAGCGGGAAUUUGGGAUGAGGAUCUUUUCCGCCUUUGCUCCAGAGUGGUUCGCAGCGCAGAUCCAAAGGGCAUGCACGUCAACGACUGCGCUGCCAUUGUCAGCAGCUUUGCCAAGGCGCAGGCGCGAGAAGGAGCGACGCUGAGAGAUGGGGCGCUGUUUCGCAGGAUGUCGCUGAUCGUUCAGGUGAGGAGAGAGAAAUCGGCGGUGAAUGCCUCGAGCGCAGAUUCGUUCAGUCCUCGAUCGAUGGCCAACAUUCUGUCUGCCUUUGCAAGAGCAGGAAUCUUCGAUCAAAAGCUGUUCAUGCGUGUCGCCAAACUUGCAUGCGGCAUUUCAACUCCCUCCUUCUCCCGCGACCCUCUCGAUGCGUUCAAGACCCAGGAGAUGACUAGUCUGGCUUGGGCUCUCGCAAAAUCCGCUGACUCUCGUCAAGGCUUCGAGGACUCCAACCUUCCUGUAGUGCAGCAGUAUGAGCGAGAACGACGAGGAGCUGCGGACCUGUCGAUCCGAACGUUCUUCGACAUCCUUUCACAGCAUCUGCGAGUGAGAAAGAGGAGGAGGUGGAGGAGGAGGUGGGAAUCCUCUUGGUUGUUUCGGAUGGCGGAGAGUGAGAUAUCAAGGAGGAGUCAAUCAGAAUCUUUCAAAUUCAACCCACAAGACAUGUCCAACAUCGCAUUUGCCUUCUCCAAGUCUCGUUACAGGAGCCACCAAGUUUUUGACAUUCUUGCCGGAGAAAUACUCGACAAGUCACAGGCUCAAAGAUAUGACUUCUCUGCUUUUGCUUCUCGACAACUUGCGAUGUUGAUUGUUGCAUAUGCAAAGGCUGGAUAUAAAGAUUCGAACUUCUUUCAAGAUUUGCAGAAAGAAGUGAUGAGUCGACAAGUAAUCAUGAGUGCCACUGUGCAAGACGUCGUCAACAUUGCAUGGGCUGCUGCCAUGGCAGAAGAGACAUGCUCGAGUUUGUCAUUCAACGGACAGAAAGCCGUCUGGAACUACUUCCGAUUCCUCUCCUUGUACAGUUGGGUCACAUCCUACUUGCUUGUAGCGACCUGA
Molecule: messenger RNA, 4407 nt
Organism: Guillardia theta CCMP2712
Lineage: Eukaryota; Cryptophyceae; Pyrenomonadales; Geminigeraceae
Exons: 41
Coding region: 1-4407 (1468 amino acids)
Biological process (GO): mitochondrial RNA processing; regulation of mitochondrial mRNA stability
Cellular component (GO): mitochondrial matrix; ribonucleoprotein granule
Molecular function (GO): RNA binding
Source: RefSeq, a predicted model, not a curated record